This is a messenger RNA of Manis pentadactyla (Chinese pangolin), 2789 nucleotides long. It is a transcript of the gene MEN1, whose product is annotated as menin 1. Lineage: Eukaryota; Metazoa; Chordata; Mammalia; Pholidota; Manidae. Gene Ontology annotation, molecular function: chromatin binding; Y-form DNA binding; transcription cis-regulatory region binding. Gene Ontology annotation, biological process: regulation of transcription by RNA polymerase II; negative regulation of cell population proliferation; negative regulation of cell cycle. The record is from RefSeq and is a predicted model, not a curated record. Gene Ontology annotation, cellular component: nucleus; histone methyltransferase complex; chromatin. Bases 126 to 1952 code for a protein of 608 amino acids. The transcript has 10 exons.
GUGGGAUGUAAGCGCGGAGGUGGGCGCGGGGGACCCAGGCCAGGACUCGCCCUGGGAUUUGGGGGGCUUGGCCUAGGGGCGUCUUCCAGACGGACUCUAGGGGCCCGGGGCCGAGGCCCGCCGCCAUGGGGCUGAAGGCCGCCCAGAAGACACUGUUCCCGCUGCGCUCCAUCGACGACGUGGUGCGCCUCUUCGCCGCCGAGCUGGGUCGGGAGGAGCCGGACCUGGUGCUCCUAUCCUUGGUUCUGGGCUUCGUGGAGCACUUCCUGGCUGUCAACCGCGUUAUCCCCACCAACGUGCCAGAACUCACCUUCCAGCCCAGCCCCGCGCCUGACCCUCCUGGCGGCCUCACUUACUUCCCCGUGGCCGACCUGUCCAUCAUCGCUGCGCUCUAUGCCCGCUUCACCGCCCAGAUCCGGGGCGCGGUAGACCUGUCUCUCUACCCGCGAGAGGGGGGCGUCUCCAGCCGUGAGCUGGUGAAGAAGGUCUCCGAUGUCAUCUGGAACAGCCUCAGCCGCUCCUACUUCAAGGAUCGGGCCCACAUCCAGUCCCUCUUCAGCUUCAUCACAGGCACCAAACUGGACAGCUCUGGUGUGGCCUUUGCCGUGGUGGGGGCCUGCCAGGCUCUGGGUCUCCGGGAUGUUCACCUGGCCCUGUCUGAGGAUCACGCCUGGGUAGUGUUCGGACCCAAUGGAGAGCAAACAGCUGAGGUCACUUGGCAUGGCAAGGGCAACGAGGAUCGCAGGGGCCAGACGGUCAAUGCGGGUGUGGCUGAGCGGAGCUGGCUGUACCUGAAAGGAUCAUACAUGCGCUGUGAUCGUAAGAUGGAGGUUGCAUUUAUGGUGUGUGCCAUCAACCCCUCCAUUGACCUGCACACUGACUCCCUGGAGCUGCUGCAGUUGCAGCAGAAACUGCUCUGGCUGCUCUAUGACCUGGGACAUCUGGAAAGGUACCCCAUGGCGCUGGGGAACCUGGCAGAUCUGGAGGAGCUGGAGCCCACCCCUGGCCGGCCAGACCCACUGACCCUCUACCACAAGGGCAUUGCCUCAGCCAAGGCCCAUUACCGGGAUGAGCACAUUUACCCCUACAUGUACCUGGCUGGCUACCACUGUCGCAACCGCAAUGUGCGUGAAGCUCUGCAGGCCUGGGCCGACACAGCCACUGUCAUCCAGGACUACAACUACUGCCGUGAAGACGAGGAGAUCUACAAGGAGUUCUUUGAGGUAGCCAAUGACGUCAUCCCCAACUUGCUGAAGGAGGCAGCCAGCCUGCUGGAGGCUGGCGAGGAGCGGCCAGGGGAACAAAGCCAGGGUGCCCAGAGCCAAGGCUCCGCCCUCCAGGACCCAGAGUGCUUCGCUCAUCUGUUACGAUUCUACGAUGGUAUCUGCAAGUGGGAGGAGGGCAGCCCCACUCCUGUGCUGCACGUGGGCUGGGCCACCUUCCUUGUGCAGUCCCUGGGCCGCUUUGAGGGACAGGUGCGGCAGAAGGUGCGCAUAGUAAGCCGAGAGGCAGAGGCUGCGGAGGCGGAGGAGCCAUGGGGAGAGGAAGCCCGGGAAGGCCGGCGGCGGGGCCCUCGGCGGGAGUCCAAGCCUGAGGAGCCACCGCCGCCUAAGAAACUAGCAUUGGACAAGGGCCCAGGCGUGGGCCAGGGUGCCAUUCCAGGACCCCCCCGGAAACCCUCAGGGACGGCCCCGGGCACUGCCCGUGGCCCUGAUGGAGGCAGUGUGGUGCCAGCGCCUGCUGCAUCACCACCGCCGGAGGGUCCGGUGCUCACUUUCCAGAGCGAGAAGAUGAAGGGAAUGAAGGAGCUGCUGGUGGCCACCAAGAUCAACUCCAGCGCCAUCAAACUGCAACUCACAGCGCAAUCCCAAGUGCAGAUGAAGAAGCAGAAGGUGUCUACACCUAGCGACUACACUCUUUCCUUCCUCAAGCGGCAGCGCAAGGGUCUCUGAACUACUGGGGACUCGCUGUCAGCCCUGGGACAGCCCACUCUCAAUCUGGAUGGAGGCGAGCCCAGGUUCCGCCCCUGGCCACCUGGACUUGGGCCCACCUACAGGCCCAACCCCUACCCGAAACCGAGGCUGCAGGUUCCCAGAGCACAGACUACCCCAGUGCCCAAACUGAGCCUCUGCCCGGUCACUGGAAUGUAGAUGCCACCCCCAGGAUCCCAGCCGACCUAUUGAAACCUUACCCCAGCCAUCACCAAUCUUUAAAGGUCCAACCACUGGGAUCAGGCCCGCACCUCAGAACCAAGGCUCUAACCUGAGGCCUGACCACUGCUGCCAGGGUUGCUCUCAACCUGUGGGGCUGGGGUUUUAUCCUAAACCUAAGAAGCACAGGUCCAGCCUCCAGCCGGGGAACCUACGUAGGAUCCCGCUCAGCCCCUAUAAAUACAUUUCUGCGCUUAAGAAUUCCAUCCCUUGGGAAUCCAAGUCCCCUACCCAAAGAAUUUAAGAAAUGCUUCCAGAAUUUGGAAAUCCUACUAGCUUCCCCCCUCCCUGUCUCCAAAGAGUCCGGGACACGAAACUCCUUCCCCGGCCUGUGUGACUCCUGAGCCCCGCUCCCUUCCUGACCAGACUGGCCCCAGAGUAGAGCAGAUCAGAGCAGACAUCUCUUCUGACCCUCUGGGAACCUCCGCGAAGUCCUGCCCGUCUCGGGGGGCCCCGGAGAAAAUCUACAGGGGGUUGCGAGUGGUUGAGGGGAGCCUGAUCUCCUGUUUUGUACAUAGAUUUAUUUUUCAGUUCCAAGGAAGAUGAAUACAUUUUGUAAAAAAAAAAAAAAAAAAAGUA